Orussus abietinus is the source of this 3171-nucleotide messenger RNA. Its product is annotated as WD repeat-containing protein 63. The coding region runs from base 1 to 3171 and encodes 1056 amino acids. Gene Ontology annotation, cellular component: inner dynein arm. Gene Ontology annotation, biological process: cilium movement involved in cell motility; inner dynein arm assembly. Lineage: Eukaryota; Metazoa; Arthropoda; Insecta; Hymenoptera; Orussidae. The transcript is spliced from 11 exons. The record is from RefSeq and is a predicted model, not a curated record. Gene Ontology annotation, molecular function: dynein light chain binding; dynein heavy chain binding.
AUGGGUCGCCUCGAAGAGGACCCUGAAGAGGAACUCGAGGACGGGGAGGAAUGGUCCGUAGUGCCGCGAAAGGAGAUCCGGUUUUCCACUUUUUUGGGGGCUCCUGGCAUAGCCAGGAUCGACCUGACCCCGCUGACCCGGAAGAUCGUCGGCUGCGUCGUAGGUGAGAACGUGACCACCGAGUAUCCUUGGAUCUACGUCAAGAAGGAGGUCAUCGAGGAUAACCUCGACUUGCACGACGAGAGCAGCGACUUCUUGCCGGUCAAGGACGAGAUCCAGUCCUUCCCCGACACGAAGAUGCUGAUAGGGUACGCGCCCUCCUCCACGGAGGAGGGCCAGUUCUACAUCUGCUUGACGGAGGAAGGAAGAGAUGCCGUGAUGAGACACAUCGAGGACCUUCGAGAGGAGCAGGAAAGGCGCGUCAGCAACGCCGUGUACAAGUCGAUAGGCACCUGGAAGGACCUUGGAAGUGGAGAGGAAGUCGACGACGGCAUCGUGAAGAAGAAGAGACCGCUCUUCCUGAUUGAGGUGGAGUCGACCGCGGAAUUAUUGGAGAAGUUGCCAACCCUGGUGGACAGCGGAGCCAGCGAUCGACGCGACGGUUACAUAGAGUUGGUACCUCGAAGAGGAAUCCCGAUAAACGUGACAAGACGUACGGUAGAGAAAAGCGAACAGGCGAGUCCAGCUCAUCGCGAGGCGACCGCGCAAACUUCUAUUUCCGUAAAAACCAACGCUCAAGUCCAGUAUCGGUACGAGUACCAGGUCGACUCUAAAAAGGCACAUCCUACCUUGACAAGUGGCCUGAAGGAGGAGGUGUGCGACCAGGUACUCCUCAACGCUACCUGGGAUCUAUACACCAACGACUACGCGAACCUGGUGCGCCACCCAAGAGACACAGAACCACCUGUGGUGGUGGGGUACACGGAACACCAGAGCUUCUCCGAAGGCAAGCUCUGUGUGGACAAGACCAUCAACGAUUUGAGCUGGCAUCCUCUCUGGACCGGGAUCGCCGUGGUGGCUUACGCCGAUCAUGGGAAAAGCCAGACCCUGGAAGGACCCCCCAGGGUCAGCGAGGUGAGUCCUGGAAGAGCGUUGGUUUGGUCCUUCAGCGAUGCCCUCUCGCCGAAGCUGAUCCUGGAGUCGCAUCGAGAGGUCACUGCUGUGUCUGUCUGUCCUCUUGACGGGAAUGUCAUUGUAGGGGGUUGCGUCAAUGGCCAGCUGGUCAUCUGGCACAUUCCGGGGAAGAUCGAGUUGGUCGAGGCCGUGGUCGUGCACACCUCGGCCCAGGUGAAGUACCGGAUUGCCCUGCGGUCCCUGAUGACCUGGAUGAAGGAGUCCAUCGGCUCGUCCGUGGUGCGACCUGCGGCGACCUCCUCGUUGACGCACAGCCAGAGAGGAGCCAUUACGCAGAUUCGGUGGCUACCCUCGCAUAACAAAAUCGACAAGAAUGGCAGGAUCCUGACCCUACCAGAGGACACGCCGGUGGAGGAUCUCGCCUGGCAAUUCGCAACCUGCAGCGAGGACGGCACCGUUGCCUUUUGGGAUCUUAAAUGGCAACCACCACCCGAGAAGAGCAAGGACCAAUCCCAGCAGCGCGGCAGAAGGUCCAGAAAGCCACCCAAGCCGGAAGCCCUGGCGGAGUCGAUGUCGCCCUUCAAGGUGCUCGACGGGAUCUUCAAGCCGGAGUAUCUCCUGGUCGUGAAGUACCCUGACUCGAGCCGGAGAGCCGUUCUCACUGCGAUGAGCACCCAUUACCCUAGCCUCCCUCGGGAGCUCGUAGACCCCAUCCCGCCGUCCCAAGACAACGUGGCCGUUCGCAAGUACUAUCGGUACCGACCCAUCAAGCCAGACUUCGAGAUGGUCCCAGAGCUCCUGCUGGGCACCGACGAGGGCGAUCGUCUGCUGGUCUCCUGGGAAGGCUUCGAGUUCACUACGGGAGUGGUCGUGAAUCGCGAGACCUGUCGAUGGACAUCCUGGAGUCGCAUCCACGACGGCUUGGUGGCGAGCAUCGCGCGGUCCAGAUACAUCCCAGAAAUCUGCGCCACGGUUGGAGGCAAGAUCUUCGCGAUCUGGAGACAGGACUUCGAGGACCCGGUCUUCUGGAGGCGAUGUCUCGUUAGGUACACUGCGUGUUGUUGGGGCAGUUAUCGACCUUCAGUGCUGAUCGUUGGGAGAGCCGACGGCACCGUCGAGGUCUGGGACUUCCUGGUGAAGAGCCACGAGCCGACGUUUUCCCAGAGCGUCUCUGGAAGAGUCAUCACGGGGAUUUAUACACACGAGCUGUUUCUUGAUCCCCAGUGUGUCGGCAUCUGUGACUACAAUGGCACCCUGAGGAUAUUUUUGACACCUCGGGCUCUGGUGACCCACGACCCAUCCGACGUGGACUGGAUGCGCAGCUUCAUGGACCGCGAGGUCGAGAGGAUACGGAGGUUCAAGGAAUGGCAGAGCAAGUGGAAUGAGGAGAACCAGGAGUGGCUUGAGAAGAGGAAGGAGCUGGCCGAGGUGAAGAAGAAGACGAAGAAGUCGCCAGAAGCUGGGCUCGAUAAAUCCAAGGUCGUGGAGUCGAAGAAGACGAAGACCACCUCGAAGACUCCUAAGCAGACUGCUCCCGCGGCUGGAAAGUUCCUGGAGGACGCCAAGAACCAGUGGCUGGGUAGAGAGCUUAACCGCAUGCAGAGGGUCAUCCUAGACAAGAAGGGCUUGAAAGAGGAAGACCUUGAGAAGCAAAGAGCUCCAGUGACCAGAUUGCGAGAGGCUGCCAAGGAGAAAAAACGAAAAAUCGGGGAGAUCCUUCGGCAACGGGACAAGAUUUUCGAGGACACGGUCGCCAUCUUGUUUCCGGAGAGAAAAAUAGAGGAAAGCGCAGCUGUCAACGAGGAUCGCUUAGAGGAGCCUGAAGAGGUAGAGGAAGAGGAUGUCGGGAAGGAAACGCGAGUGUCGGAAAGUCGCCAAGAGGAACGUGGAAAGCUGGUCCAGGAGUUCCUAAAGAUCCAGGCCGAGGCGUUGGCCGAGGUGAGGACGAGUCCCCACGAGUAUUCCUUCGACUGGCGCAAGAUCCUCGCCGAUGGAAAGGCUCGCCGAAGGGCCCUGGACCUGGACCUUCCGCAACGCAGCGAGAAAAGGAGGGACAUCUUCAGGGAGCGGUCUAGUUUAUCCACGAUGGGGGUUUGA